Messenger RNA from Trichoderma atroviride IMI 206040, 1335 nucleotides. RefSeq lists its product as uncharacterized. Gene Ontology annotation, molecular function: amine-lyase activity. NCBI's taxonomy places the organism in Eukaryota, Fungi, Ascomycota, Sordariomycetes, Hypocreales, Hypocreaceae. The record is from RefSeq and is a predicted model, not a curated record. Gene Ontology annotation, biological process: pyridoxal 5'-phosphate biosynthetic process; pyridoxine biosynthetic process; amino acid metabolic process.
GCCAGCCAUUUCUUCGAGACAAAGCCCUUUCUAGUCUCUCAAACCACUCAAUUCGACUCUUGGAUACCCUUCAAACUCUCUUCUUUCUCAUCUUCUAGAUACCCCUCCAUCUCCCUCUCCAAACCACCACAAUGACCAACGACGCCUCUACCAACGGCUCUGCUGCCGCCGCAGCUCCCUCCAGCUUCGCCCUCAAGGCCGGCCUCGCCCAGAUGCUCAAGGGCGGCGUCAUCAUGGACGUCACCAACGCCGAGCAGGCCCGCAUCGCCGAAGAGGCUGGAGCCUGUGCCGUCAUGGCCCUCGAGCGAGUCCCCGCCGACAUUCGCAAGGACGGCGGCGUUGCGCGCAUGUCCGACCCGGCCAUGAUCAAGGAGAUCCAGGAGGCCGUCACCAUCCCCGUCAUGGCAAAGGCCCGUAUCGGCCACUUUGUCGAGUGCCAGAUCCUCGAGUCCCUGGGCGUCGACUACAUUGACGAGUCCGAGGUCCUGACGCCCGCCGAUGACGAGAGCCACGUCGAGAAGAGCCCCUUUAGCGUGCCCUUUGUCUGCGGCUGCCGAAACCUCGGCGAGGCCCUGCGUCGUAUUGCCGAGGGUGCUGCCAUGAUUCGAACCAAGGGCGAGGCCGGCACUGGUGACGUCGUCGAGGCUGUCCGCCACAUGAAGACUGUCAACCGCGACAUUGCCCAGGCCAAGGCUGCUCUUGCCGAGGGCGGCAUUGUGCGUCUCCGCGAGCUCGCCCGCAAGCUCGAGGUUGACGUUGAGCUGCUGCGCCAGACUGCCGAGCUGGGCCGUCUGCCCGUCGUCAAUUUUGCUGCUGGCGGUGUUGCCACUCCUGCCGAUGCCGCCCUCAUGAUGCAGCUCGGCUGCGACGGCGUCUUUGUCGGCAGCGGCAUCUUCAAGUCUGGCGACCCUGCCAAGCGAGCCAAGGCUAUUGUCCGUGCUGUCACUCACUUCCGCGAUGCCAAGGUGCUCGCUGAGUGCAGCUCUGGACUCGGCGAGGCCAUGGUUGGCAUCAACUGCGACUCCAUGAAGCCCGAGGAGAAGCUUGCCGGCCGUGGCUGGUAAACACACUGCACCAUUUCACAGAACGGGAUACAAUAAGCAGAAAGAAAAUUGGGUAUAUACAGAGAAAAUAAGACAGGAGGAUCGAUCAAAGAGCUUGAAAUGUAUUUUACUGCCAUGUUUGCUUUGGCGUUGUUGAUAUUUAUUGCAUUGGGAGGCACAUAGCAUGCUGAACAAGAAAAAGUCUGUACAACUUCGAGUUGUUAUAUUGAGUCAAGCACGAAAUCCACAUUUACUAUUUACCAUUUAUCCAUUCAUCAUCUACAUCUCUUUC